AUGAACAGUAACAGGAGAUCUCAAGAUCGAAGGCGAAGUCCGUUCAACCGUACAUCUAAAACGUCAGCGACAACAUGUACAAGGUGUGGCGGUAAACACGAUGAACAACAGAAAUGUCCAGCUAUAGGAGCUACUUGUCAUAAGUGCAAAAAACCUAACCACUACUCAAGAAUGUGCAGGACUAGAACAAAUGAAAAGAACGUUCAUAGUCACGAAGCCGAAGCGAGCACACGAAAUAGCGACAGCGAAAGCAAUGAUAGUUUUUUCAUUGGCGCCAUACACGCCCAAGACGAAAACAAAGAAUGGACGACAUCCCUAAAAGUAAACAAUACAAAUGUUAUGUUCAAAAUCGAUACUGGAGCCGAAUGCAAUGUGAUUUCAAAAAAGACGUAUGAGGAACUUAGUAAAACCCCCUUAGAAAAAUCGCGAACAAAGCUCGGAGCGUUUGGAGGGCAAAAGUUAAAAACAAUUGGAAAAUUUACAACGUUAUGUACAUAUCGUGACAAAUAUUGGCCAAUUGAGUUUCAAGUCGUAAAUCAUGAAGUUCCAAAUAUACUUGGACUUACAACUUGCCUUCAGUUAAAUCUUGUAAAACGAGUGCUAACUAUCGACAAAAAAGAAUGCGUCGAGUCGACGUCCACCGCACCUGAGGAUAUUUUCGAACAGUACAGUGAUGUGUUUACUGGGUUAGGUUGUGUUAAAGGCGUAGUACACCACAUUGAAACUGACCCUACUGUAAAACCGGUAAUUCACCCACCGCGUCGAGUUUCAGCACCCUUGCGACAAAAAGUUAAGGACGAACUGGAUCGUAUGGAAAGUCUCGGAGUAAUAGAGCGAGUUCAACAGCCAACGGAAUGGGUAAAUAGUUUAGUAACUGUCGUAAAACCCAAUGGAAAAAUACGAUUGUGUAUUGACCCGAAAGACUUAAAUCGCGCAAUUAAACGUGAACAGUAUCCUAUGAAAACUAUAGAAGAAGUUAUCUCGCGAAUGCCGAAUGCCAAAUUCUUCUCGAAGCUUGAUGCUACCCAAGGCUACUGGCAAGUACAACUUGAUGACGAAAGUGCAACGAAAUGUACAUUUAAUACACCGUUUGGUCGAUACCGUUUUCAUCGCCUGCCAUUCGGAAUUUCGUCUGCACCGGAAGUGUUUCAGCGUAUUAUGUCUCAAAUUUUUGAUGGCAAUGAAGGAAUCGAAGUUAUUGUCGAUGAUUUAUUAAUCUGGGGUGAAACUCGAGAACAACACGAUGAACGUUUGAAACAAGCAUUAGAAAGAGCUCGCGAAGCUGGAGUGAAACUUAACAAGGAUAAAUGUGAAAUUGGACUACAACAAGUAACUUAUAUUGGACAUACGUUGAGUUCAAAUGGAUUAAAACCGGAUGUGAACAAAGUUGAAGCUAUCAAAACAAUGGAUACACCGACAGAUAAGGCAGCAGUCCAGAGAUUUCUUGGGAUGGCAACGUACCUUGCUAAAUUUAUCCCAAAUUUCUCACAAUUAGCUGCUCCCCUGCGAAUGCUACUUGAAAAGAACACGUUAUGGCACUGGGAUGUGCAGCAACAAAACAGUUUCGAAAGAUUAAAGCAAACAAUAACAAAUGCACCUGUUUUGAAAUAUUAUGAUGUAAACAAACAUGUAACUAUUCAAGUUGAUGCUAGCCCUGAUGGGUUAGGAGCUGUCCUUUUACAGGACGAGCGCCCAGUCGCAUAUGCAUCACGGUCAUUAACACAAACACAACGAAACUAUGCGCAGAUAGAAAAAGAGAUGUUAGCUAUCACAUUCGGUUGCGAACGAUUUCAUGACUAUAUUUUUGGAAAGAAAUCAGUUACGGUACACACAGACCAUAAACCUUUAGAGUUUAUUUUUAAGAAGCCCCUUUAUCAUGCGCCACUAAGGCUCCAAAGAAUGAUUUUGAGAACACAAAAAUAUUCCAUAAAUGUCCAGUAUAAACCAGGGAAAGAGCUGCUCAUUGCAGACACCCUAUCUAGGGCCUGCCAGCAAAGCAACAGCAGCAUUAAUGAGCUGACAAGGGAUUUCGAAGUGAAUGUUAUAGACUUGCUACCAAUGUCAAAAGAGAAAGUUCAACAACUUCAGUCAGCAACGGAGGUUGAUCAAGAUUUGAAAGAACUGAAUAGCUGUAUCAAAGAAGGCUGGCCAACAGACAAAUCCAAAGUCCCAGAAGGUGCAAAACCAUACUGGAACUAUCGAGACCAAAUAAUCGAACAAGCAGGACUAUUGUUCAAAGGAAAUAAAGUCAUUGUUCCACGUGUGCUACGGUCAGAAAUGCUCAAGAAAAUACACAAUGCUCAUCUUGGCAUUGAAAAAUGCAAACGGAGAGCGCGGGACAUAUUAUUUUGGCCUGGUAUGAAUGCAGAGAUAGAAGACCUUGUCAAGAAAUGCCAAGUUUGCCAAGACCACCAGGUAAGAAACAUGAGAGAACCCCUUCAUCCCCUAGACAGUCCUUCAAGACCUUGGGAAAUAGUUGCAACAGAUCUAUUUGAGCUGGAUGGAUCUUCAUAUCUGAUUCUUGUUGAUUCCUAUUCUGGGUUUUUUGAAAUUGCUCAACUGACUGGAACUAAAAGUUCCUCUGUGAUAACCCAUUGCAAGUCCCAAUUUGCCCGUCAUGGUAUACCGGAUACAUUAAUAUCAGAUAACGGCCCACAGUUUGCCAGCCAUGAAUUCGCCACAUUUGCACAAGAGUAUGGAUUUCAACAUACUACAUCAAGUCCCCAUUUUCCACAAUCCAAUGGGUUAGCCGAAAGAUAUGUACAAACAGCCAAGAACCUCUUAAAGAAAGCAAAGCAAGCAGGCACUGACCCCUAUCUUGCCCUGUUAGCAUAUCGCAACACCCCAGUUAAUGAAAAAUUGGGAUCCCCAACCCAGAGAUUAUUUGGUAGAAGAACAAAAACCACCUUACCCACUUCGACCACACUAUUAGAACCAAAGAUAAUUGAACCCAAAAUAGUCAAAGAAACCCUCCAUAAGAACAAAGAAAAACAAAAACAGUACUUUGACCAUCACACUAAAGAGCUUUCAGUCCUUCAACCAGGUGAUAAUGUUCGGUAUGAGACCAACACUGGACUAAAAGCAGCAGUAGUGAUUGAAAAGAGAAAAGAGCCCAGAUCGUACAUGAUCCGUACAUCUAAUGGCUUCGUACUGCGAAGAAACCGGAAACAUCUAUAUGAAUCUACUGGCAUGAACAGAUUGGAGAACUGUGAUCUAGAUGAUGAUAACAUCACCGAGUACCAACCUCCACACCAAAUACCAAUUGCCGUGGGUAGGCAGCAAAAUGGGUUAGAACCUGGACAAUCACCACAAACACCACAAUUGUACACAACUCGAAGCGGUCGUGCUAGUCGUAAACCAGAAAGAUUUCAAGCCAAUUAA
Molecule: messenger RNA, 3381 nt
Organism: Paramuricea clavata
Lineage: Eukaryota; Metazoa; Cnidaria; Anthozoa; Malacalcyonacea; Plexauridae
Source: the annotation of a GenBank genome assembly